AACAGACGAACUUCUGCUUUUCUAGGAAGAUGAACGGGAAAGAGAGAAGCUGAAACAAAAACAGUGAUGGGGUUGGCAGCUGCAGAGAAGGGGGGGUGGCUCUCCAGCCAAUGGGGCUGCAGUUGAGCAGCUCUGUUAGUGACUCGGAGCUCCUUUUCCCCGCCCAGGGAGUAAAACAGUCUGGCUCUCAGUGACAGCUCAGACAUUAUGCUUGUGAGACACACAGGAGUAAAUACCCUUAAGUUCUCUCACACACACACACACACACACACACACACACACACACUCACACUCAUUGUUGAGAUGGUUCACUGAAACUGACCCUCUGUGGACGGACUUACUUUUCUCUAAGUGGCACUGAACACAACUGCGUAACAAACAUGAAGAAACUUGCGAAGGCUCUGUAUGACAACACUGCAGAAUGUGCAGACGAGCUGGCCUUCAGAAAGGGCGACAUCGUCACAGUGAUGGAUCAAAACGUGGCCGGCACCAGUGGAUGGUGGAUGUGUUCUCUCCAUGGACGGCAUGGCCUGGCCCCUGCAAAUAGACUGCAGCUUUUACCACAAAACGAAACCCCUGCAGGUUCAUGGAGUCAUGAGAAACCCAGGUUAACCGACGCCGAAGCUGAUCACGGUGCGCAAAAUAUCUACCAAAUCCCAAGCGUUCCCCGACCGUCCAGCAGCCCGGCUUAUGAACGCAUGGACAUGAUCUACAAAGUGCCCUCCACUCCUUUAUCUGCUUCAAGAAAUUCAAUCCCAUCAGCACUUAAACUCAGCCAAGAAGGACCUGAGACUUCAUUCUUCAGCAUGGUGUUCGGUGCGAAAGGGGAGGUUUACGAUGUCCCAAACCAAGCGAGACGCCCUUCUCUUUUCACUGAAUCGAUCACUCCAAGACACAUGCCACGAACUAACUCACUGCUACCAAUUUCAGAGCUGGAGAGAAGAUUGGACUCUCUGGAGAGUUCAAGGUGUAGCAGUCCUGGAGACACAUAUGUGUACGCAGUUCCACCACCUUUGAGUCAGGAUCCCAACUAUGACAUCCCUGUCCCCUCAGUGACAGAAGCACCACAGAUAAACAUGGCUGGAUUUAACACCCUGCCAAGCCCUCGCAAGCCUGAGUGGAUUUACGAUGUGCCUGUGGGUCCCGAGACACAAAGUCCACCACCGGGCUCCUAUGACACCAUGCCAGCCAAAGCUGUUUGCAGGCAGCUGUGUGGCACUCUCCCAGCACAUGCAUGGCCCAUUCAAAGAAGCGGUCCAGCUCCCUCGCUUUAUGAUAUACCAAAGCCCAGCACUCUUGACAGUCCCCCUAAGGUCCUACCUAGGACUCCCAUCUACGACAAGCCACCAACUCAUACAGAGGAAAUGGUCUACGCAGUUCCCCCUCAGGUGGAACCGAACCCCCUAGUUCUCGGCGAUUCCAAAAGAGCUCAUAUACCCCUAGAGUGCAGGGGUGACUCAAGCAAUGCCAAUGAACUGAAAAGGGUACAGCUUCAAAGAAUGAGGAAAUUCCGGACUUAUACGUCUUUCCACGACCUUCCAGGAAGCGGGGAGUCAUCGGUGCAUGACGAUGUUGAGCGGGGAAGAACCCUGCGUCUCUCUGCGGCAGACAGUCAACGAAGCAGCACGGCCUCCAGCUCGUCCACCAGCUCCUGUGAAUCUCUGCCUCUGAGCUCCUCCUCCCCCGAGCCUCUGCGAGAAGUGACGCUCAGCCAGGAAGAGGCCUGCCGCAGACUCCUGGACCUGCAGGAGUGUGUUUGCAGGGCCGUGCCCCGUCUCAUGGACUUUGUCAGCAGUCACUGGAGAAGCAGAGAACAUCUGGAGAAGCAUCUGAACGAGAUCAAAGAAGCAGCAGACAGUAUCGCGACUUCUCUGGCAUGCUUCCUUCACUUUGCCCUCGACAUUAAGGGCAACGCCCGACGCUUGACGGAUUCCAACCUUCAGACGAGGCUUUUUAAACAGCUGUCCAUCAUAGAGGACUCAGGCGUCAUCCUACAACAAACAGUAUGCGCUCUGAACUUGGCUGGCUGGCCCCUCAACACGCUCUGUCAGGACCCAGGGCAGGUCCAGACACCUGACCAACUGGAGCGCUUUGUUAUGGUCGCGCGCACUGUUCCAGAAGACGUCAAGCGCUUGGUGUCCAUCGUCAACGCGAACGGCAAACUUCUUUUCAGAGUUCCUCAGAGAGAUCCAGAGCGUCCCCGUGCCCAAAGUCAGCCAGACACAAAGAAAAGUCCUGACGUGAGCGAACAAGGAGAAGACUUAGCGGAGGACGAUGACGACUACGUGGAGCUACAGACAAAGAAUGAUUUUGAAAAGCAGAAGAAGGAAGUGGAGGCAGCAGCCAAAGAAAAUGACACACCAGUCUCUAACAAGGCGCAUGCUGAUAACAAACUCCAAAAUCUGCCACCUUCCAUGUCGGAGCACUGCCGGCUUUACUUCGGUGCUCUCCAAAAGGCCAUCAGGGGAUUCGUGGGCAGCCUUAAGGACGGCCAGCCGCCGGAGAAAUUCAUCUCGCAGAGUAAGCUGGUCAUCAUGGUGGGCCAGAGAUUGGUGGACACCCUGUGCAGGGUGGCCCAACGUGGAACCUCCAGCGAGAGCCUGCUGUGUAAGAGCAACCACCUGUGUGCUCUCCUGAAGCAGCUGGCUGUGGCCACCAAGAAGGCGGCGCUGCACUUCCCCGAUAAGCAGGCUCUGCAUGAGGCCGAAGAGUUUGCGAAGGAACUUGCCCAAAGAGCACAGUACUUUCGGAUAUCGCUGGACCUGUGAGAAGGCACAUAUCAGGCAUAUUGAUUUAUUUGUACAGAAAAAGACUUUUGUUUUUUUAUCAGUAACUUCCUGUAGCUGUAGGUUUCAUUAUUUCUUUCUGUUCAUAUUUAACCAAGUCCUGGCUUCACCAGCCAGUUGUAGCUGUAUGUUGAAUGAUGUCGAUAUAAUAAAAGCAGGUGCUGGUUUAAAUGUUGAUGAAAUUAGAAAACUUGCUGGGACAAGCGGAGGAAUUAAAAUAUAAACUUAUAUUUGUACUCAAAAGAAAACUUCAACAUGGAGUUCUGAAAUAAAUUGCACAUUGAGGAUACUUUAGUCAAGCCCAUUUUAAAAUGCAACUUAAUUAUAAAAUGUUUCGACAUUAUAUACAGCAAGUUUAUUUACUCUUAACUGUUAUAUUAAUGUUGUAUGUAUUUUACUAAAACUAUAGCAUAAGGGGAACACUCACUAGGGUAGUAGUUUGUUCUACUUUGUGUUGAUAUCCAAGUAAAUAUUCUAAAACUGUAUUAUGCAUUCCUUCAUUUUCUUGACACAGGUAUGAAAACAUGUUGGAUUUUCAUUGAUAUCAAAAUAAAAAACCUUCAAACCCUU
This is a messenger RNA of Labrus mixtus (cuckoo wrasse), 3356 nucleotides long. It is a transcript of the gene cass4, whose product is annotated as Cas scaffold protein family member 4. Gene Ontology annotation, molecular function: protein binding. The record is from RefSeq and is a predicted model, not a curated record. NCBI's taxonomy places the organism in Eukaryota, Metazoa, Chordata, Actinopteri, Labriformes, Labridae. Gene Ontology annotation, cellular component: cytoplasm; plasma membrane. The coding region runs from base 381 to 2768 and encodes 795 amino acids. The transcript has 7 exons. Gene Ontology annotation, biological process: cell migration; cell surface receptor protein tyrosine kinase signaling pathway.